AUGUGGGACGCUGGCCAACCCUGCUUUGCUGAGCAGGAGGACCAGGGACCAGAGCUGCAAGCCGGGGGUCCCGCCUUUACAGCCAGUCCUGGAGACCCCUCGGAGGGGCUCAGAAGGUUGAGAGAACGGAGCCCAGGCCGCCCGUCAGGCCUGCGGCUCGGCUUCCGAGGCGAGGGGAAGCCGGGUGGGCUGGAGUGGCCCCGAACCCAAGCCCUCUCAGCCCCGGACUCCUGCCCGGCAGGAGGAAUCUGGGAAGAGGCGGAUGCAGGCGCCUCCUCCGGAUGCGUUGCUAAUGAUGGAGGAGGACGCCUAGGUGCUGCUGAGGCCUGCUUCGCGGUGAAACUGGUCGACGGUGAUGGACUAGAGUUCAGGAAGCGCCAUUCUGGACCAGCAUUUGGCAUCAACAGCAUUUUAUGUCAGCGUGGCUUAUAUCCAUCCGAAACCUUUACUCGAGUGCAGAAAUAUGGACUCACCUUGCUUGUAACUACUGAUCCUGAACUCAUAAAAUGCCUAAAUAAUGUGGUGGAACAACUGAAAGAAUGGUUAUACAAGUGUUCAGUGCAGAAAUUGGUGGUAGUCAUCUCAAAUAUUGAAAGUGGUGAGGUCCUUGAAAGAUGGCAAUUUGAUAUUGAAUGUGACAAGACCACAAAAGAUGACAGUGCCCCCAGAGAAAAGUCUCAGAAAGCUAUCCAAGAUGAAAUUCGCUCAGUGAUCAGACAGAUCACAGCUACAGUGACAUUUCUGCCACUGUUGGAAGUUUCUUGUUCAUUUGAUCUCCUGAUUUAUACAGACAAAGAUUUGGUUGUACCUGAAAAGUGGGAAGAGUCAGGACCACAGUUCAUUACCAGUUCUGAAGAAGUUCAUCUUCGUUCAUUUACUACUACAAUUCACAAAGUGAGUAGCAUGGUAGCCUACAAAAUUCCUGUCAAUGACUGA
Molecule: messenger RNA, 936 nt
Organism: Globicephala melas (long-finned pilot whale)
Lineage: Eukaryota; Metazoa; Chordata; Mammalia; Artiodactyla; Delphinidae
Source: RefSeq, a predicted model, not a curated record